Molecule: messenger RNA, 914 nt
Organism: Rhodamnia argentea
Lineage: Eukaryota; Viridiplantae; Streptophyta; Magnoliopsida; Myrtales; Myrtaceae
Product: RING-H2 finger protein ATL70
Exons: 1
Coding region: 187-726 (179 amino acids)
Source: RefSeq, a predicted model, not a curated record
UUUGAAUUCAUACGCAUUUGCCCCAAUCCAAUCUCCAUCAUUACGUGUUCAUACCAUUGACUUUCGAAUUCUUAAUCUCCCAAGCAAAGGCCCCUUGCUUUGUGCCGUGGCCAUGGCUGACAUACACCCCCCUUCAAGCCGAUCUCACCACCAUAUUGACCGUUGAAUCGCGGGCCGCUUGGGGAGAUGAACGCAACCACCACCGGCUCAGGCGGGUUCCUCAGCGGCAACAACAUCGGGGGCCUUGGCUACGGCAUUGGGGUCUCCGUCGGGAUCCUCCUCCUCAUCACCACCAUAACCCUAGCCUCUUACUUCUGCACCCGGAACCUCCAGACGAUGACGGCCUCCUCCUUACCCUUCGCCGCCAACCAGAGGGUGCGGCACCUCCACCGCUGGACGCCCCCGCCCGAUCCGGAGCAAGCCGUCAUCAUGGAGGUGGGCCUCAACGAGGCCACCAUCGCGGGCUACCCGAAGCUGCUCUACUCGGAGGCGAAGCUCGAGAAGAAGGGCUCAACUGCGAGCUGCUGCACGGUCUGCUUGGCGGAUUACAAGGGCGCCGACAUGCUCCGGGUGUUGCCCGACUGCGGCCACUUGUUUCACCAGAAGUGCAUUGACCCGUGGCUGCAGCUGCACCCUACGUGCCCGGUGUGCAGGAUGUCGCCUCUGCCGACCCCGCUCUCGACGCCGCUCGCGGAGGUGGUUCCGCUCGCAAGUAGGAGAGAUUGAACCAUAUAUAGAUCCUCAUGAAGAAGGGUGUAGGAUUCUGAAUUAAACAUGUUUAUGGACGAAUUGGUUCCCCUGUAAAUGAACUCACCUUCUUCUCUGUAGGGAUAUUCAUUCUUCUUCUUCUUCUUUUCCCAGCUUAUACUGCAGUUUUCCUUGUGCGAUUAGCCUCAUAUUCUUUUUGGAUCUCC